AUGCUUUUAAAAAUUGUGUUUUAUGCUCUCGUUAGCUGUGCGGUAGUUCAGACGUCUCCAGCGAUAAAAUAUCGAAGAUCGACUUCACUUGAGAAAUUUAAGAAGGGAUCCCAAUUCGACGAUCCAGAGGUGAAUUUGGAUGACUUUACGGCGCUCUACCGUCUAAAAUUCCAGGAGCCGCAGGGGGGAUUCGAUAUCGCAACGGGAAAUCUAGGAAAGGGAUCCCAACUCCGCGAUCCAAAGGUGAAUUUGGAUGACUUUAUGGCGCUCUACCGUCGAAAAUUCCAGGUGCCGCAGGGGGGAUUCGAUAUCGCAACGGGAAAUCUAGGAAAGCUAAACAUUAAAUUCAUAAAGGGCUCAAAACCACGAACGAUUCCCGACGGUGGCGCUAACAACGGCGGCGACCCCGAAAACAAGAACGACCGCGAAACGACAACGGACUCGAAGACGACAACGGCCCGCGACGACAACAAUGGCAACAAUGACCGUGAAACGACAACGGACUCGAAGACGAAAACGGCCCGCGACGACAACGGCAACCCCGAAGACAACAACGACCGCGAAACGACAACGGACUCGAAGACGACAACGGCCCGCGACAACGACAACGGCAACAAUGACCGUGAAACGACAACGGACUCGAAGACGAAAACGGCCGUGACGACGACGACGGACACGGAGACGAAAACGGCCCGCGACGACGACAACGGCAACAAUGACCGUGAAACGACAACGGACUCGAAGACGAAAACGGCCGUGACGACGACGACGGACACGGAGACGAAAACGGCCCGCGACGACGACAACGGCAACAAUGACCGUGAAACGACAACGGACUCGAAGACGAAAACGGCCGGCGACGACAACGGCAACCCCGAAGACAACAACGAUCGCGAAACGACAACGGACGGCGACGACGACAACGACAACAAUGACCGUGAAACGACAACGGACUCGAAGACGAAAACGGCCGUGACGACGACGACGGACACGGAGACGAAAACGGCCCGCGACGACAACGGCAACCCCGAAGACAACAACGACCGCGAAACGACAACGGACUCGAAGACGAAAACGGCCGUGACGACGACGACGGACACGGAGACGAAAACGGCCCGCGACGACGACAACGGCAACAAUGACCGUGAAACGACAACGGACUCGAAGACGAAAACGGCCGGCGACGACAACGGCAACCCCGAAGACAACAACGAUCGCGAAACGACAACGGACGGCGACGACGACAACGACAACAAUGACCGUGAAACGACAACGGACUCGAAGACGAAAACGGCCGUGACGACGACGACGGACACGGAGACGAAAACGGCCCGCGACGACAACGGCAACCCCGAAGACAACAACGACCGCGAAACGACAACGGACUCGAAGACGACAACGGCCCGCGACGACGACAACGGCAACAAUGACCGUGAAACGACAACGGACUCGAAGACGAAAACGGCCGUGACAACGACGACGGACACGGAGACGAAAACGGCCGGCGACGACAACGGCAACCCCGAAGACAACAACGAUCGCGAAACGACAACGGACUCGAAGACGACAACGGCCCGCGACGACGACAACGGCAACAAUGACCGUGAAACCACAACGGACUCGAAGACGAAAACGGCCCGCGACGACAACGGCAACCCCGAAGACAACAACGACCGCAAAACGACAACGGACUCGAAGACGACAACGGCCCGCGACGACGACAACGGCAACAAUGACCGUGAAACGACAACGGACUCGAAGACGAAAACGGCCGCGACGACAACGGCGGACACGAAGACGACAACGGCCCCCUACUACGACUACGGUGGCAACUCCGAAGACGACUACGGCGGCGAUGACAUCAGCGACGAGGUCUACGGCGACGAUGGUAACGGCUUUAAUGACUACAGCAGCGAUGAAAACGGCCUCGAAAACGAUGCCAGCCUGCUACGACGAAUAUGGCAGCCAUGA
Messenger RNA from Venturia canescens, 1971 nucleotides. RefSeq names its product dentin sialophosphoprotein-like. Bases 1 to 1971 code for a protein of 656 amino acids. The transcript has 7 exons. NCBI's taxonomy places the organism in Eukaryota, Metazoa, Arthropoda, Insecta, Hymenoptera, Ichneumonidae. The record is from RefSeq and is a predicted model, not a curated record.